Molecule: messenger RNA, 400 nt
Organism: Loa loa (African eye worm)
Lineage: Eukaryota; Metazoa; Nematoda; Chromadorea; Rhabditida; Onchocercidae
Exons: 3
Coding region: 25-282 (85 amino acids)
Source: RefSeq, a predicted model, not a curated record
AUCACGCUUUUAUUGAGGGAAAGGAUGUUUUCACGUGGCAAACGUUUCAUGCAAUUAGUCGGACCAGAUGUGGUUUAUUGGUUUCCGGCAUGUAUAUUAUUAGGAGCGGCUUUCGAACUUUUCAAAAUAAAGUUCACAUUUAUGGGUGUGAACUAUUAUACGGUGUUCAGGAAAAAACAAAUGCAACAACAGCUGGAAGAUUUAGAAAAUUGGCUGAAACAGAUGGAUGAAUUAUCUGCUCAAGCUGUACAAUCACAAAUUGAAGCGAGGAAAAAAAAGUGAUUUCUAAAAAAGAAUCCGAAUAAACAAAGGAAUCUGUGCAUGAAUAAAUGCACCAUUGAGAUUCUAGGUUAGACAAGAAUAGACCAAUAAGUAUCCUCAAACAGUGAAAUAUUUCCUU